Molecule: messenger RNA, 4364 nt
Organism: Pundamilia nyererei
Lineage: Eukaryota; Metazoa; Chordata; Actinopteri; Cichliformes; Cichlidae
Gene: ube3c
Product: ubiquitin protein ligase E3C
Exons: 24
Coding region: 198-3326 (1042 amino acids)
Biological process (GO): protein polyubiquitination; ubiquitin-dependent protein catabolic process
Molecular function (GO): ubiquitin protein ligase activity
Source: RefSeq, a predicted model, not a curated record
CGCUUUGCAGGAAGCGGAUGCAGGCUGCUCUCCGGUGUUGUGUUGAUUUCUAGAGAGAGCAGGAAAAGAAGACUUGACGUUUGGAGAAACGUAAACAUCCUUCUCAGUGUUGUAGUGUCUGUCUCACUUCUUAGCUCAAAAGUCGAAGAAAUUAGAGUAAGCCUUCGAGUCAGUCAGUCCAUGGAAAAAAUCUAACGAUGUUCAGCUUUGAGGGAGAUUUCAAGACAAGACCCAAGGUGUCCCUUGGAGGAGCGAGUAAAAAGGAGGAGAAGGCAUCACUGUUGCACCGCACUCAAGAAGAGAGACGGAAAAGAGAAGAUGAAAGAAGACGACUGAAGAACGCCAUUAUCAUUCAGUCCUAUGUACGCGGUUACCAAGACUUGAAAAAACAGUAUGCCAUACAGCGGGCAAAGUUUGACGAGCGUGUCAGCCAGACGCAGUCGGGAGGAGCUCAACACGCCCUGGAUGGCGUUGGUCUCUGCCUCUUAUCAAGACAAUUAAUAUUUUUCUACAGACAGAGUGUGGAUGCCCAUAGAUUGAUAUGGCUGUGCCAGAACCUGGUGAAGCACAACGGCCAGUUUGUGAAGCUGUUGGUUGGCCCACAGAAGAAGACAUGCGUGUUUCAGAUCAAGAGGAUCUUAGGCUUCUGCUGCAGACUCUUGCAGAGCUGCACGGAUGACAGUUUAAAUGUUGCAGUUCCCAUGCGAAUGCUAGAAAUCUUUUCUACAGAGAGAACCUAUCUUCCCGUUAUUCCAGAUGCUAAUAAUGUAGCUUCAUUACUCGAGCAGAUUUUGCACUACAUGGUACAGAAAGGAUACUACAGGUCGCUGUAUAUUCUUGUGAAUCACAGGCUCCCUUCCAGUCUGGAGUACAGCGACGCUCCCACUAUCCCCCUGGCAAGCACACUGUUGGAGCACAUCCUCAAACCUCUGCACUUUACCUACUCCUCCUGCACAACAGGCGCAAGGCAGUUUGUAUUUGCGGCUUUUACCGAGGAGUUCAUCUCUGCUCCGUUUACUGAGCAGAUCUUUCACUUCUUUAUCCCGGCACUAUCAGACUUCCGUCACUCAUUCCCUUUCGAGGCUUUCCUGAGCUCCCUUAAGGCCACGAUCGACUCCUCUUCAGCAGCACAGAGCCAAGCACCAUGGCUGUUUUAUUUUGUCCUCUCUGCAGGGGAGAACCGCCUAGGCUCACUAUCAGAGGAGGGUCUCCUGUUGUACCUCCGGGCCCUGCAGACGCUGCUGCCGCUGCUGCCAGUGUCAGAAAGCAGCACCAGGCCAGAAGUGAGCAGCGACUCGGAGGAUGACGAUAACGCUGGCAUCCAGCCGCUACCCAUGCAGGUCUUCACCAUGAUGGCGUCCAUCUGUCACACGCUGAUGGUGCAGCAUCGUCUCAUGGUGCCAAAAGUCAGACUUCUGUACAGCUUGGCUUUCAAUGCACGCUUCCUGAGACAUCUCUGGCACCUCAUCACCUCCAUGACAACCAAGAUGAUCACUGGGUCUAUGGUGCCACUCUUACAGCUGAUCUCCCGAGGGUCUCCCAUGUCCUUUGAGGACUCCAACCGCAUCAUUCCUGUCUUCUAUCUCUUCAGCUCUCUCUUCAGCCACUCUCUUAUCUCCGUGCAUGACAGCGAGUUUUUUGGACAUGCAAUGGAAGGUCAGACGCAGUCCUCCAUGAUGCCCUUCACGCUGUUAGAGCUUGUGACUUUGUCUCGCUGUCUGAGAGAUGCAUGUCUGGGUAUCAUCAAGCUGGCCUACCCUAAGACCAAAGCAGAGCACAGAGAGGAGUACAUGGCUGCCUUCCGUAGUGUGGGGGUGAAGACGAACACCGAGGUUCAGCAGCAUAUCCAGGCGGAACAGAAGCGCUGGGUGCAACUCUUCAAGGUCAUCACUAACUUGGUGAAGAUGGUGAAAGCUCGUGACAUCCGCCGACCCUUCUGUCCGGCAGGUCACUGGCUCUCGGAGGAGGUCAACAUCCGGGCCGAUAAGGUCACCCAGCUGUACGUCCCAUCUGCAAGACACGUAUGGAGAACACGGAGGAUGGGCCGCAUUGGGCCACUUCAGUCUACACUGGAUGUUGGUUUAGAGCCUCCACAGCUGUCUGUGUCCGAGGAAAGACAUCUGGCCAUCCUCACCGAGCUCCCAUUUGUGGUGCCCUUCGAGGAGCGAGUGAAGAUCUUCCAGAGGUUAAUCUUCGCCGACAAGCGAGAUGUGCAGGGGGACGGCCCGUUCCCCGACGGCAUCAAUGUCACCAUCAGGCGCAACUACAUAUAUGAGGACGCCUACGACAAACUCUCUCCAGAAAACGAACCGGACCUAAAGAAGAGGAUCAGAGUGCACCUGCUGAACGCUCACGGUCUGGAUGAGGCGGGAAUCGACGGAGGUGGGAUCUUUCGCGAGUUCCUCAAUGAGCUCCUCAAAUCGGGCUUCAACCCCAACCAGGGCUUCUUCAAGACGACCAACGAGGGCCUGCUGUACCCCAGCCCCGCUGCAGAGAUGCUGGUGGGAGACUCGUUCACCAGACACUACUACUUCUUAGGCAGGAUCCUCGGAAAGGCGCUUUAUGAAAACAUGCUGGUGGAAUUGCCCUUUGCGAGUUUCUUCCUGUCCAAGCUUCUUGGAACCAGCGCAGAUGUGGACAUUCACCACCUGGCCUCCCUGGACCCAGAGAUGUAUCGCAACCUGCUUUUCCUCAAGAGCUACGAGGGUGACGUGGAAGAGCUGGGCCUUAACUUCACCGUGGUCAACAACGAUCUGGGAGAAGCUCAGGUGGUUGAGCUGAAGCUUGGAGGCAAAGAUAUUCCUGUGACCACGGCAAACCGAAUAGCCUACAUCCAUCUGGUGGCUGACUACAGGCUCAACAAGCAGAUCAGGCCUCAUUGCCUGGCCUUCAGACAGGGUCUGGCCAAUGUGGUCAACCUGGAGUGGCUGCGCAUGUUUGACCAGCAGGAGAUUCAGGUUCUGAUAUCUGGGGCUCAUGUGCCAAUUUGUCUCGACGACCUAAAAAACUUUACAAACUACUCAGGCGGGUAUUCAGCCACUCAUCCCGUCAUCCAGAUCUUCUGGGAGGUGGUCGAAGGAUUCACAGAUGACGAAAAGCGCAAGUUGCUGAAGUUUGUCACCAGCUGCUCCAGACCACCGCUGCUGGGCUUCAAGGAGCUAUACCCGGCCUUCUGCAUCCACAACGGAGGGACUGACCUGGAUCGCCUGCCCACCGCCAGCACCUGCAUGAACCUGCUCAAGCUCCCCGAGUUCUGCGACCAGCACCUGAUGAGGAACAAGCUGCUGUACGCCAUCGAGUCAUCCUCCGGGUUCGAGCUGAGCUGAGCUGAGCUGUGCCUCCAGACAUGGACGCCACAGAAGUGGCUUUGGGGUGAAAGACUGAAAAUAGACGAGGGAAAGCAAACCAUGCACUGACUGAUUUUACUGUUUGUGUGUGUGUGCGUGCGUGCGUGCGUGCGUGCCAAGCCGAUGGUGAGGAAAUGCUCCCCCACAGACUGAAAGAAGGGUGCUUUUAAAUCAUUUGAAAUGUUGAAUCCCUUCUUAUUCUUCAGACAGAUCAGCAGCUUAGUUAAAUUUUGCAGAAGGUAUUUUGUGCAUACAUUAAAAAACAAAACAAAAAAACAAACAAAUGUGUAACUGAAUGGAGAAAUGUUUUCACCAAAGAUUAAGCGGCAUCAUGUUGAAACAAAAAAAGGCAAUAUAACAACAGACUGGGGGGGACAGAGUGGGCAGGACUGUAAAGCCAAGGGCUGCGGAGGCAGGAGCUUUUGUGUACAGCCGUCAUGAAUUUUCACGUAGAGGUCGGUGAACCGGCAGGUUUUUGUGAUUUCUCGAAUUGUUAUUAUUCCUAGUAUUAACCGUCGUGUCUGAUAACGAUACAGUAAGUGUGCACACGCCAUCUGAAGAAUAGAAAUGACUUGUCUUGCUGGAUGUUUGGGGAGGGGAGCACUGAAGGUUGGUUUUUUUUUUGUGUGUGAAUAUGUAUAUGUUUACAGCUGCUCUUGUAUUAUUCAUCUAUUCAGUAUUUGUACAGGUUUGUUUUUCCUCUCUCCUUUUCACGUGACGAGUUUCUGUUUUCACACACGUCUGCUUUAAGGUGAACGACCCCCCCCCCUCUUCUUCCUCCUGCAAGUUUGCUUUUUAGUGGGGGGAAGCAGCAACUGUGUCAUGUUUGAUGAGGCUUACAGAUGAUCAGUGUACCAACAGGCUGAAAAAAAAAAAGAGUGUAUGGAAACAAAUAAACCCACUUUUCUUUUUGAUUUUUUCCCUCCAUAUUUUCUUGUUACUUGUAAUUUACAGUAAUGACCGAGACAUAAAACAGUGCUUUGUGGGAAAAUCUCCUCUUGAGUUUUAUGGCCUCUG